Penicillium canescens is the source of this 1599-nucleotide messenger RNA. Its product is annotated as MFS transporter. The coding region runs from base 1 to 1599 and encodes 532 amino acids. The transcript is spliced from 7 exons. NCBI's taxonomy places the organism in Eukaryota, Fungi, Ascomycota, Eurotiomycetes, Eurotiales, Aspergillaceae. Gene Ontology annotation, biological process: transmembrane transport. The record is from RefSeq and is a predicted model, not a curated record. Gene Ontology annotation, molecular function: transmembrane transporter activity.
AUGGAUGACAUUCAAGUCAAAGAGAAACCUGCUCAACCAGAGCAGAAUCAAAGCUCAGACUAUGGUGCUGGGAAAAUGACUACGAUCGAUGACUUGGAGGUUGAGAAUUUCUAUGGCUCUUCUACCACGCAGUCAUAUCGUCUGAAGUCUGAGUUGGUUGGUAAAUGCAUGGAGGAGAUUGGUAUGGGAUGGUUUCAAUGGAAACUCUUCGUGGUGACUGGAUUUGGAUGGAUUGUCGACAACUUUGCGUCGCAAGGCAUCGGAAGUGUUCAACCGCCCAUCAAACAAGAAUUCUCCGACAUAGUACAAGUCAGUUACAGCUCUGUGGCCUACUAUGUUGGACUCAUUCUUGGUGCCUCCUUUUGGGGCCUUUCCAGCGAUUUGAUGGGUCGCAAGCCGGCAUUCAACUGCACUCUGCUUAUUGCUGGAGUAUUCCUCUGUGCCGCUGCCGGAUCGAUGAACUUUGUUGCCUUUAGUGCUCUUUGGGCUGUCAUUGGAACAGCUGCCGGUGGAAACGUACCGGUUGAUUCAAUGAUCUUCUUAGAAUUUGUUCCUGGAAGUCAUCAGUAUCUCCUCACGGCUCUGUCUGCAUGGUGGAACCUGAGUCAAUUGAUUGUCUCGUUAAUCGCUUGGGUCUUCCUGGCAAACUUCAGCUGCCCGACCGAUGCUACACCCGAAACUUGUUCCCGCGGCCAGAAUAUGGGAUGGAGAUAUACCCUUAUUACCCUCGGCGGCCUAGCCCUCACAUUCACAUUUGUUCGUAUCUUCGUUUUCAAGUUACCCGAAACUCCAAGAUAUCUUCUCUCUCAAGGAAGGGAUCAAGAAGCGGUAGACGCCGUCAACUACGUCGCAAGACAAAAUGGAAAACCAGAACCCUUAACAAUCGCAAUGCUCCGGGAUAUCGAUAUUCGAACGGGAACACCACUCCAUGAAGAGGGGGAAACACAUCGCAUGACCACGAAAGAGAUCGUUAAAGAGAACAUGCAGGCCUUCAGGGGCGAGCAUUACCGAGCAUUAUUUGCUACUCGAAAACUCGGCCGACAAACAAUAAUCAUCUGGGUAAUCUGGCUGACUGUUGGAAUUGCAUACCCACUCUUCUUUGCCUUCUUGCCAUCCUAUCUAGCAACCAAGUUUACAGAGAACUCAUCUCUCUACCUCACAUAUCGUAACUACUGCAUUACAUCAGCAGUCGGUAUUGUCGGUCCACUGUCCGCUGCAGUAUCGGUCAAUACUCGCCUCGGAAGACGUUGGAUGAUGGGAAUCUCUGCUGUUGUAACUGCCGUCUUCCUCUUCGCAUAUGUGGGUGUCAAUAGUCCAGCUGCCGAUUUGGCCUUUUCUUGUAUUACCAGCCUUUUGGGUAACUUUGAAUAUGCUAUCAUGUACGCAUUUACGCCCGAGACAUUCCCAGCCCCCCAUCGUGGCACUGGCGCCGGAACUGCCGCAGCCCUCCUUCGCUUGGGUGGACUUGUUGCUAGUCUCAUAUCCUCACAGACCGGAUUUACAAGUGCUCCAAUCUAUGCGAGUGCUGCACUGUGGGUUGCUGUGGGGGUCUUCUGUUUGGGCCUGCCGUUUGAGACCUACGGACAUGACGCAUUGUAA